Mytilus californianus (California mussel) is the source of this 1568-nucleotide messenger RNA. RefSeq names its product tRNA methyltransferase 10 homolog C-like. The record is from RefSeq and is a predicted model, not a curated record. Bases 135 to 1382 code for a protein of 415 amino acids. Gene Ontology annotation, biological process: mitochondrial tRNA 5'-end processing; positive regulation of mitochondrial translation. The transcript is spliced from 4 exons. Gene Ontology annotation, molecular function: tRNA binding. Lineage: Eukaryota; Metazoa; Mollusca; Bivalvia; Mytilida; Mytilidae. Gene Ontology annotation, cellular component: nucleoplasm; nucleus; mitochondrion.
CAUUUCACCUCCCGUUCUAUUAUUUCCCCACAGAAAAAAUUCGUAGUUGGCCAUGUGGAGAAUAAUUUAAAUAUUUGACAAACAUACACAGUAUUUAUUGUACUCUGUCAAAUACACAAAAGCAAUAAGUUGAGAUGAAUUGCAUAAGAAGAUGUCUGUUCCAGAUGGCAAAGUUGUCAAGAGGAAGACUGCAGAAUGUUAGAAAACAGACACUGCUCCACAAUAAAGGAGGGCAUACAAUGAUGUCAACUUCUUACUUCUAUGACAGUGAACAUGCUCCUUUAAUUGAGAAAGAUUAUACACUAGACUCAUCAGAGAAACCUCUUUUGGAGGGACUAUUUACUCCAGAGACUGCAGCUCAAUAUUUAAGUAACCUUACGGAAGAAGAAAAGAAAAAAUUGCAAGCUUAUAAACUGGAAUAUGAAGUUACCAGUAGUAUUUCAUCACAGGCACCAAUAGAAAUGAAGGAUGAAUGGUGGGCACAGUUGUUAAUGACAGGACAUUCUUCAUCAAAACGGAAAAACUUGUUGCGUUUCUUUCAAAAAAAGGAAAGUGCAUUGUUAUUAAGAGCAAAGAAGAAAGGAGAAAAUGAGAAAAAGAUGGAACUGCAUAAUGCAGAAAAAAAAAUUCUGAUGGGAGAUCUAUUGUAUAAUCCAGUGAAGAAAAAUACUAUUCAUAUAAAGAUUUUAAGACAAACUAUGGUUCACCAAACUGAUUCUAAACUAGCACAAUCUAUGUUAUUUGGUAGACCAUUCGUUGUUGAUAUGAGCUAUGAACCAUACAUGGGAAUUAAAGAGAAAAACAGUUGUGUAGAUCAAUUACUCAACGGUUAUGGUGCCAAUAGAUCUAGAAAUGAACCGAGUGAUCUCAUAUUUACCAACUGGAUUCAUGAUAGCUUCAUCUUUAAAAAGCUCAACUAUAUUCAAAAAGAGCGAUCUGCUUAUCCAACUUUAAUGAUGAAAUGUACAGAACAGAAUUAUGUGGACCUAUUCCCAAAGGAAAGACUGGUAUACUUGUCACCACACUCACCUUUUGAAUUAGUACAAGAUCACUCAGACAACAUCUAUAUAAUGGGAGGAUAUGUUGACUUAGGUGGUGGCAAGGAAGGACAAAAACCAGUAUCGUAUGCCAAAGCUAAGCAAGAAAAAAUUAGAAGUUGCAGACUUCCAUUAGAUAAAUAUUGUGUAUGGGGGACAGGAAUUAAGUCCUUGACCUUGAACCAGGUGAUGAAUAUUAUGUUUGAAUUUAUGGAUACAAAAGACUGGAGCAAAGCAUUCGAGCAUGUGCCACGCAGGAAGUUGCAGAGAGAUGUGGAUUUACAGGAACAUUUAUUCAAAAAGCAGAGGAAAAUGAAUCGUGUCAACAGACAACAAUUCUUAUGACACAAAAUGAUAGAUAUUGUCAAAGUAGAUGGAUGAUGAGACACAGAUCAACAGCUGCAUUAUAAGUGGUUUAUUGUAACCAUCAUUUGAACUCCUUAUAAAUAGAAUUAACAUACUUAUUUACUGUUUUCAAGUGAUUAGUGUUAUAAAAAUAAAACUAAUAAAAACAAAGCUGUAUUAAUUAAA